Molecule: messenger RNA, 1473 nt
Organism: Geodia barretti
Lineage: Eukaryota; Metazoa; Porifera; Demospongiae; Tetractinellida; Geodiidae
Source: the annotation of a GenBank genome assembly
AUGGCGCCCGGCGCCUGGACCGUCACCGGGAUCCGCGCGGCGGUCGCCGGCGGCGACCUUUCGGCGCGCGAGGUGUGCGCGCACUACCUCGACCGCAUCGCCGCCACCGACGGGCGGCUGCACGCCUUCACCACCGUCCUGCGCGAGGCGGCGCUCGCGCGCGCCGAUGAAGUGGACGCGCGGCGGGCGUCGUGGCGCGACCGGCCGCUGCUGGGCGUGCCGAUCGCGGUCAAGGACGUCAUCUGCACGCGCGGCGUGCCGACCACCGCCGGCUCGCGCAUACUGGCCGGGUACCGCCCGCCGUACGACGCCACGGUGGUCAGCCGCCUGCUCGACGCCGGCGCGGUGAUCGUCGGCAAGACGAACUGCGACGAGUUCGCCAUGGGCUCCUCCACGGAGCAUUCGGCGUAUGGCCCGACGCGCAACCCGUGGGCGCUCGACCGGAUUCCGGGCGGCUCGAGCGGCGGCGCCGCGGCUGCGGUGGCGGCGGGGCAGGCCCCGGCAUCGAUCGGCACCGAUACCGGCGGGUCCAUCCGCCAGCCGGCCGCGCUGUGCGGCGUCGUCGGCCUGAAGCCGACCUAUGGCCGCGUGUCGCGCUACGGACUGCUCGCCUUCGCCUCGUCGCUCGAUCAGAUUGGACCGCUGACGUGGACCGUCGCGGAUGCGGCCGCCGUGCUCCAGGUGCUGGCGGGGCCGGACCCGCGUGACGCCACCGCGUCGACGGAGCCGCCGCCCGACCUGUCGCGACUGUUUCCGGGCAACGUCAGGGGUACGCGCAUCGGCGUCCCGCGGGUGGCGCUCGCGGACGGCGUGGACCCCGAGGUGCUGGACGCCUUCGGCGCGGCGCUGGCGAUGCUGUCCGAUCGCGGGGCCGAGGUAUGCGACGUCGACCUGCCGCACAUGCAGUACGCCGUGCCGGUGUACUACCUGGUGGCGCCGGCGGAGGCGAGCUCGAACCUCGCGCGCUACGACGGCGUGCGCUACGGGCACCGCGCCAAGCUCGACGGCGCCGCGGCCGGUGUCUCGGAGAUGUACGCGCGGACGCGCAGCGAGGGGUUCGGGGCGGAAGUGAAGCGUCGCAUCAUGCUCGGCACCUACGCCCUCAGCGCCGGCUACUACGACGCGUACUACGUGCACGCGCAGCGUGUGCGCAGCCUGAUCCGCAACGACUUCGAUCGCGCCUUCGCCGCCGUGGACGCGGUCGCCAUGCCCACCACGCCAACGCCCGCCUUCCGCAUUGGCGAGCGCAUCGACGACCCGCUCGCGAUGUACCUGGGCGACGUGUUCACGGUGAGCGCGAACCUGACCGGGCUGCCUGCCAUCAGCCUGCCGGCCGGAUUGACGCAGGCGCGCCUGCCGAUUGGAUUCCAGCUGGUCGGGCGCCCGUUCGACGAGGCUACCCUGCUGCGGAUCGGGGACGCGCUGGAGAGGGACGCUCCCUGGAGCGACGAACGCCCGCCGGCCUUCGCGUGA